AUUAAGUUCCGUCUGUCGUUGACAGAGGGUGCUUCCGGUCACCUAUGGAUGGAUCUAUUAUUGAAUAGAAUUUUUAGUUGAGUGAAAAAUGUUGCUAUCGCGAAGUGCAAGAAUUUUGAAAAAUGCAUAUCAACUUAAAGGACACAAAAAUGUUGCAGUAAAUUUAAAUCGAUCCCAUUAUGAAUGGAGUUAUCGUUCUGUACCUCCACGAGAUACGAAAUGGGUAAUAACAACUGAGAUAGUUGCUGGUAUAGGAUGGUGGUGGAUUCUGUAUUCUUUCUGGCACCACAGUGACCAUGUUUUUGGAGAAUUUGAGUAUCCACAUCCAGAUGAUUGGACUGAUGAAGAGUUAGGAAUUCCUCCAGAUGAAUGAAUGAUAAAUAGGAUUUCUGUAUAUGUACAAAAUACAUGAGGUUUCAUAUACACUAGUGGAUUUAUAUCUUUUUGUUCCUUGAACCAAAGCAGAUAUAUCUGAUAUAUCAGAUAUAUUAGUUGGCAUGUAGCUAAUUUGUAUAGUACUGUUCUAAUAAAUAUAUCAAA
Osmia lignaria (orchard mason bee) is the source of this 540-nucleotide messenger RNA. It is a transcript of the gene Ndufb2, whose product is annotated as NADH dehydrogenase (ubiquinone) 1 beta subcomplex, 2, 8kDa. Gene Ontology annotation, biological process: mitochondrial respiratory chain complex I assembly. NCBI's taxonomy places the organism in Eukaryota, Metazoa, Arthropoda, Insecta, Hymenoptera, Megachilidae. Gene Ontology annotation, cellular component: mitochondrial inner membrane; respiratory chain complex I. The record is from RefSeq and is a predicted model, not a curated record.